Myripristis murdjan (pinecone soldierfish) is the source of this 2717-nucleotide messenger RNA. It is a transcript of the gene ckap2l, whose product is annotated as cytoskeleton associated protein 2-like. The record is from RefSeq and is a predicted model, not a curated record. The coding region runs from base 102 to 2417 and encodes 771 amino acids. Gene Ontology annotation, cellular component: mitotic spindle; cytosol; centrosome. Lineage: Eukaryota; Metazoa; Chordata; Actinopteri; Holocentriformes; Holocentridae. The transcript is spliced from 10 exons.
UUUCGAAUGUUCGAACAGUCCAAUGAGAGACGAGGAGGGCUUUACCCCCGGCAAUUUUGAACCGAGCUGAUGCGCGAGCGAGGCACCCGAGUCUGAUAAUUAUGGACGAAGGAGAGACUGCUUCGAUGCCGAGCCGAAAAGAGCUCCGAAAGCAGAAGUUGAUGGAAUACUUGGCAGCAAAGGGGAAGCUGAAACUGCCCAACCCUUCGCUGAACCACCGUGAUGACUGUCAGGCGAAGAAUAGAACUGCCUCUGCACUAAAGCCAGUCAAGGGAAAAGAGAACAAAGCUCCACAUGCUGUCAAUACUACAAAAGAAGGCGUCAAAGGUCAACCUCAGACUGCUAAAGCCAGUGCACACCCUACCAAAACAUAUUGUAAUGUUAUUAACAAAGUGAAUGUGCAGAAAGGUGACUUGACUGGAGCUCAGAAUGCCAACCCUGCUGCACUCAGAGACCCAACAUGGACAAAACUGAACCACAACCCAGCAGCUCCAAGAAUAUACACUAUUGCAUCCCUCAAAUCCAGCCUUAUUGCAACCAUCCCUCCAAAAACGCAGCCACAUACAGGAAAAUGCUUUUCUAAAGCAGCUCCUACAACUUUGUCAAAACCCAAGAGUAAAAUCAAUAGUGGCCCAAAUGCCCCCCCAGUGGGUCCCAGUAAGACAGUUGGUGUCAGGAUGAGUCUUGGCCCCAUUGUCAAAACCAGAACAGGACUCAUUCCUGCAGUGGUCCAGCCGAGAAACUCAAUGUCAAAUGUAUCAUGCAGCUCUACUGCAGCAACUGCUACCACUAGUACUAGUGUGGCCAACAGAGGGCGCUCUGCUUUAUCAGGCUGCAUUUCCCAGAGGUCUGACCUGUCUCAGAGAAAAACAGCUGUCAACAAGCCUGUGCAGAAGACAACCACUGCUACUGGGACUGCAAGCACAGGGAUUAAAACUCAAGCUCAGAGCAAGUCUAAUUCUAAAGCACUUCAAAACAAACCUCUUUAUCAGUCACGUAAAAGUCAACCAUCUGCUGGACUCAGAUCAACAAAUGUGUACACCAGGCGCACAAUGGCCCCUAUCAAGCCAGAAGAGAGGGAAAGACUGUCAAAAACAGCAAAAUCAGCUGCAGGGCCCACAAACAAGGUUGCACAGCAGAGACCUGUGUUUGCAGAGGCAGGUAUAGGGCAACCACACAAAGUUCGCUCUACUGCCUCUUUGGGCGCAGUGAGUCGGUCUACUUCCAGAGCAACUAACAGGGUUAUGCAGGCUGCUGUGACAGAGCUGGGAGGAAAAGCGAAGAUAUGUAAAGGAAUGGAAAAAAUGAAGGGAGAGAAUUCAGUAAAAGUGCCACCACCACCGCCGGCAGACUCAAAAAGAACAGCUGCUCCAUUGAUGCCACAGACAGUGCCACGCUUGGCCAGGAGUGCCAGCCAGGGAGGACAGGCCACAGACAUUAAGACACCCAGAGCCCCUGUCAGAGUCAUUCCUCAGACAGAGGGAAAGAAAAUGACGGCAGCCCAGGAGGAGAGAAUGAGGAAGCUCCAGGAGUGGCGGGAAUCCAAAGGCAUCUCCUACAAGCGUCCUCCCAUGCCAGUGAAACCUCAGGCUAGGCGAACUGUGGCCUUUCCCCAACCUUACUGGGCCACCAUGAAGGAGGAGGACGAGGCCCACUCCCUCAUCUGCGCUGUGGACAGAUCCCUCGCUGACUGCAUCAAAUUGCUAGGAGAGGGUUGCUCUGCAGACCAAGUGAAAGAGGUUCUUUCACGGUUGCCACCAGUGGCCCAGAAGUUUUCCAAGUACUGGAUUUGUCAGGCCCGUCUGAUGGAGCAACAGGGCAACCUGGAUGUCCUGCCCAUGUUUGAAGAGGCAGUGCGCAUUGUGUUAGAGCCGGUGGACGAGCUGCGAACUGUGGUGUUUGAGAUUCUGAAGAAAAAGGAUGAGAUCCAAGGUCCCUCAUCUGUAUCUCAGGUUGAGAUAGAGGAAGACCAAAUGCCAACACCAAGGGACUGCACUCCUGAAGAUACCUACAACCCCAUGGUAACCCCUAAACCUGUCAAAGCCCUCAUCUGCGGCGAGAAGGGAGACUCAGCUGUGGUCAAAUACAAGAUCACAGCCACCCCUGGUCGGGUUCACUGCCAACAGAAGGAGCCAGCCCGGGUCAAUGGCCAGGAGGUGCGCUUCUUCACCCCCGUUAGGCGCUCUGUGCGAAUCGAGAGGGCCUCGCUCAUCUACCCGGCCUCCCUCCGGGAUCAUGACCUCUGUGUGGCCUCCUAUGAUGACCUAAUUGCUGAGGAGGAAAAAGACAGGAAACGGGAGUCAGAGGAAACAAGUCCAUCUACCCAUGACACACCAGUCUAUGUCUACAGGGAGAACGAGGCUCUGAAAGAUCAGGUACUCGUGCAGCUUGUCUACGAUGAUGAUGAUGAUGACUGAUAAGCAUAUGAUUUGGAUCUCUGUUCUUUGGCACAGUGACAAGCACAGAAGUAUGCAGGCUGUCAAUAGGAUUAUUUCCAUCAGAUAUCCAGCUCUUGUUGUGUCUUGUUGUUAGUCACUGUCAGUUUUUUUUUUUGCUUCAGAACAGGGGGGGUGUUUGUGGGUCUUUCAUAUCCUGUACUUGUACAUCAAGGGAACGUAAGUUGUUUUGAUCAAGCUAUUGCCCCUUGUUUAUCUGUACAUUAUUUUAAAAAAUGAAAUGUACAUAGCGGUGUAUAAUAAAUGAUUGUUCUUUUGGGA